ACCCACCCCAUUCAACUCUUGUACUCUAUUUGUUUACGUUUCUCUGAGUCCAUAUCUUCAAACCUCUCAACUGGCUUCUUUCAUUCUUUCGUUCUUUAAAUAACCUCAAGCAACCCAUUCUUCUCGACAUAUAUCUCUCUCUAGUCUCUCCGUCACUCUACUCUACUUGGAGACUCCAUUUUGAGAAUUUGAUCAAACACCAUAAGUGUAAAAAAAUCAUUGUUAUAGAAUGUCACCAGAUCAAACACCAAACAGUUCAGACGGAGAAAGUAGUACUACUAGAACUAGUAACUUAGCUGAAGUUUCAUAUUUAUCUUCUCAAUUUGACCAACAACAACAGAUUAAGAACCUUGCCAUCUCAAAUCAAGAAAAACACCAAGUAUCCGAGGAACCUACUGAUGAGCCCAAGACAGGAAAAAGAAUGAGAGAUGGUGGGAAACAUCCAACAUAUAGAGGAGUAAGAAUGCGCAGUUGGGGUAAAUGGGUAUCAGAAAUUAGAGAACCGAGAAAGAAAUCAAGGAUCUGGCUUGGUACAUUUCCGACACCGGAAAUGGCAGCAAGAGCACAUGAUGUAGCUGCUUUGAGUAUCAAAGGUAAAUCUGCCGUUCUUAAUUUCCCCGAAUUCGCUUCUUCAUUACCUCUUCCAGCUUCUACUUCACCUCGUGAUAUCCAAGCUGCUGCUACUAAAGCUGCAACAAUGGAAAACUUAAAUAAUUCAGUAUCAUCACCGUCUCCGUCAUCAACAGCCUCACCCUCAUCAACAUCAACGUCGUUUUCAUCUUUGUGUUCGACUACUCCAACAACGGCUACAUCCUCUUUUCCCGGCACUCCGGAAAAUCUUACAACAACAACCGACGAUGAAUUAACUGAAAUUGUUGAAUUACCACAACUAAGUUCUUAUUUCGACGAAUCACAGCAAAACGAGUACAUCUUUGUCGAUGAUUCUUCUAUUGAUAGUGAUUGGUUCUAUCCGACUCCAUGGCUACAAAGUCCUAGUGAUGAUUAUUUUAGAAGUGCCGUGAAGAAUAUAUGCACACGGAUGACGUGAAGACUAUAUGCACACGAAUACCGUACAUGGUUGCUUGACAAACAAGCAUAGAAGUUUCGAGAAGGUGUUUUUUUGUUCAGGAAAGACUUGAAUCUGAAGUUUACUUUGUCUAGAAGUUUUGAUUAUUUAGGAGUUUGAGUUUUA
Messenger RNA from Papaver somniferum (opium poppy), 1192 nucleotides. RefSeq names its product ethylene-responsive transcription factor TINY-like. The transcript is spliced from 2 exons. The record is from RefSeq and is a predicted model, not a curated record. Gene Ontology annotation, biological process: regulation of DNA-templated transcription. Lineage: Eukaryota; Viridiplantae; Streptophyta; Magnoliopsida; Ranunculales; Papaveraceae. The coding region runs from base 230 to 1048 and encodes 272 amino acids. Gene Ontology annotation, molecular function: DNA-binding transcription factor activity; DNA binding.